CGAGCCGAGCCACGUACCAACGUCACCAGCACGCACUGACUUUUCUGGAGAGCAGGAAACGGCAGAUAGCACUAGUGACUUCUCCGCCGACCGGGAGAGGGACGGCUAUCAUCGAUCAGGAUUUCGGGAAAACCGAGAUUCAGAGGCUGUCCUAUGCUGGAUUAAAUUAUUUCAAAGUGUGCGAAACCAACAUGAUUGCGGAUAACUACAUUUUACACGGCGGAUCUUGUAUUUAGGACACAGAUCAUAAGUUUUCCUGGUCUCCGUGAGCUCCAAGGUUUCUUCUGGAUCUAGAUAGCUGUCUGCUUUUCUUUUUGCUCCUUUCUACUUGGUGACGCGGCUCAACAGCAGAGAAGUGGUCUAACGUUAGAAGAAAUACCGUUGGAUGUUAACUUUUUCACAACGUUGCCUUAAGUACUUAUUGCGUCAUUUGUUGGUGCACCGAAUGCACUUUUGGGGCCUUACUUAUUUCAGCACCGGAAAAUUGUGGGAUUCCCUCGCCAUCAAAUGAGUUGGCUAGUGUUAGCUUGUUAGCAUCAAAGCUAGCGGUGUUUAGCUUAGUAGCUAGCUGGCUUGCUAUUGACAUACGGGGGUUGGCUAAAUAUAAGUUUAAAUACGUGGUUACAGUACUCAUUUUUGACAUAUUAUGUUGUAUUAUGACCACAAUGGCGAGUCAUGCUAGAAGUUAAUUUAUGUCAAACACAAUUGCCAGUACAGCAAAACCAUGCAAUAUAUCCAAAUACCCAGAUAGCAAGCUAGCACUUGAUUCAGAUAAUUGUCCAAUGUUGGUCUGGUUUGUGAGGCCUCUGGAUUUUUUCCUUCGUGUGGCGAACAUUUCACAGACCGAUUUCUUUUUUCUCAGUUGAUGGAUUUUAUGAUUUUUUGAUGGCUUUGAGGAUUAUCACAACUUCACCGUUAGAUGUGAGGCCAAAACAAGAGUAGGAUAACCGGUCUCAGAUUACAUUUCAGAUAACGAACUGUUCCUGAAAACAAAAGAAAAGUGGACUUGACGGAUAUCUAAACAGUGCGAAGAUGAUGUGCGAGGUGAUGCCCACCAUCAGUGAGGCAGAGGUGGGCCCUGGGAAUGGCAGCGGCAGGGGCUCUGGGUCCCCGCUGCAGUCCGACUCCGAGGGCCACUUCGAGUCGCUGAUGGUGUCCAUGCUGGAGGAGAGGGACCGGCUCCUGGAAACCCUGCGGGAGACCCAGGAGAACCUGGGCCUGACCCAAAGCAAGCUGCACGAAGUUAGCCACGAGAGGGACUCCUUACAGAGGCAGCUCAACUCGGCUCUGCCCCAGGAGUUUGCAGCGCUGACCAAGGAGGUGAACAUGUGCCGCGAGCAGCUCCUCGAGAGGGAGGAGGAGAUCGCCGAGCUGAAGGCCGAACGCAACAACACACGGUUGCUGCUGGAGCAUCUGGAGUGCCUGGUGUCCCGUCACGAGCGCUCCCUCAGGAUGACGGUGGUGAAGAGGCAGGCCCAGUCUCCGGCUGGGGUGUCCAGCGAGGUGGAGGUGCUCAAGGCCCUCAAGUCUCUGUUCGAGCACCACAAAGCCCUGGACGAGAAGGUUAGGGAGAGGCUGCGGGUAGCACUCGAGCGGUGUAGUGCCUUGGAGGAACAGCUGACAAAUACUAGCAAGGAGCUCAACUAUCUCCGCGAGCAGAACAGUCAGAAGAAGCUGCUGAUCGACGGCACGACGGAAAUCAACCACAACUCGGAGAGCGUGCCCAGCACAAACGGCAAGCGCUCGUCGGACGGCUCGGAGGAGGACGCUGGGCGUGUGGUGGAGUUGCAGGAUCUCAUCGACCGGCAGAGCAAGGAGGUGCUGCAGAUGAAGGAGCGCCUCGUGUGCCUGACCGGCCGUGUGGCCGAACUGGAGGAGGACCUGGACACUGCCCGCAAGGACCUCAUCAAGUCCGAGGACAUGAACACGCGCUUGCAGAGGGACAUCCGAGAGUCGAUGGCCCAGAAGGAUGACAUGGAGGAGCGCAUCACCACGCUGGAGAAGCGCUACCUGGCCGCUCAGAGGGAGGCCACGUCCGUGCACGACCUCAACGACAAGCUGGAGAACGAGAUCGCCAACAAGGAGUCGCUCUUCCGCCAGACGGAGGAUAAGAACCGGCAGCUGCAGGAGCGUCUGGAGCUGGCCGAGCAGAAGCUCCAGCAGACCAUCAGGAAGGCGGAGACGCUGCCCGAGGUGGAGGCGGAGCUGGCACAGAGAGUCGCCGCUCUCACCAAGUCUGACUCUAAGGACUCUCAGGACACUAAAGCUCAGAGGAAGGCUGAAGAGCGCCAUGGUAACGUGGAGGAGAGGCUGAAACAGUUGGAGGCACAGCUGGAGGAAAAGAACCAGGAGCUGCUCAGGGCCCGCCAGCGAGAGAAGAUGAACGAAGAGCACAACAAGCGUCUGUCCGAGACGGUGGACAAGCUGCUGUCAGAGUCCAACGAGAGGCUACAGCUCCACCUAAAGGAGAGGAUGUCUGCUCUGGAGGAGAAGAACACCCUCAUUCGUGAUCUUGAGCACACUAAGAAGCUGAUUGAGGAGGCUCACCAUGAAAAGGAGCAGCUUCUGAUUCAGAUUGAGACCAUGAGGGCUGAGAACGAGCAGGGCCGCAGCCGGAGUAACUCUCUACUGCACGGGCGCUCUCAUCUUGGCAGCACCCCGGACUUCAGGUACCCAGUGUCGGCGUCGUCCAUGAUGGACAGCCACUCUGACCACUACAACAGCGCGCUGGUGCUGCGGCGACCACAGAAGGGCCGGGUGGCUGCCCUGAGGGACGAACCCUCCAAGAGGCAUGUGCAAACUCUCAACGAGCAGGAGUGGGAGCGCGUGCAGCAGGCUAACGUGCUGGCCAACGUGGCGCACGCUUUCGAGAGCGACAUGGACGUGUCGGACCUGGAGGAUGACCGCGAGACCAUCUUCAGCUCGGUGGACCUGCUGUCCCCUGCCGGCCAGGCAGACGCCCAGACGCUUGCCCUCAUGCUGCAGGAGCAGCUGGAUGCCAUCAACAAUGAGAUCAGGAUGAUCCAGGAGGAGAAGGAGAGCACGGCGAUCCGGGCCGAGGAGAUUGAGUCUCGGGUGGGCAGUGGUGACAGCCUGGGUGGCCGUUUCCGCUCCAUGAGCUCGCUCCCUCCCUCCCUGCUGGCCCCAGGUCACGCUGGCUCCUCGCCGCCCGGUUCUGGCCACUCCACGCCCCGCAGGGCCCCGCGCAGCCCCAACCGAGAGGUGGACCGCAUGGGGGUCAUGACCCUGCCUAGCGACUUGCGGAAGCACCGCAGGAAGUCUGAGCAGGACGACAAAGCCACCAUCAGGUGCGAAACGUCUCCCCCCACCACCCCGCGCUCCAUGCGUCUCAACAAAGGGGCCAUCCACGCGGCCAGUCACGAAGACAUCCGAGACCUUCGCGGUAUCGCUGGACUGCAGGACGGUCAGGGCAGCAACCCCAGCAGCAGUAACAGCAGUCAGGACUCGCUCAACAAGGCUGCCAAGAAGAAGAGCAUCAAGUCCUCCAUCGGCCGCCUGUUCGGCAAGAAGGAGAAAGGCCGGCCCAGUCCCUCCAGCAAAGACUCCAGCCUGGCUGGAACCCCAGAGGGUGAGGGCUCUCCAGACGGGCUGGGGAUCAGCAAGCUGGGCGGCCCAUCAGAGAAGAACAGGAAGCUGCAGAAAAAUCCCAAAACAGGGCAUGAGCUUCUGGAGGAAGCUCGUCGGCAGGGCCUGCCCUUCGCUCAGUGGGACGGACCCACGGUAGUGGUCUGGUUGGAGCUGUGGGUUGGGAUGCCUGCCUGGUAUGUUGCAGCGUGCCGUGCCAAUGUGAAGAGCGGCGCCAUCAUGUCGGCACUGUCUGACACAGAGAUCCAGCGGGAGAUCGGCAUCAGCAACCCGCUACACCGGCUCAAGCUGCGGCUCGCCAUCCAGGAGAUCAUGUCCCUUACCAGCCCCUCUGCACCGCCCACCUCCAGAACGUCCACGGGGAACGUGUGGGUGACGCAUGAAGAGAUGGAGAGCCUGGCGGCCACGCCUCCCACGGAGGAUGACGAGGGCACCUGGGCCCAGACUCUGGCGUAUGGCGACAUGAACCACGAGUGGAUUGGUAAUGAGUGGCUCCCCAGCCUGGGUCUGCCCCAGUACCGCAGCUACUUCAUGGAGUCCCUGGUGGACGCGCGCAUGCUGGACCAUCUCACCAAGAAGGACCUCCGGGGUCAGCUCAAGAUGGUGGACAGCUUCCACAGGAACAGCUUCCAGUGUGGGGUGAUGUGCCUGAGGCGGCUCAACUACGACCGGAAGGAGCUGGAGAGGCGACGAGAGGAUGCUCAGCUGGAGAUCAAAGACGUGCUGGUGUGGAGUAACGAGCGGGUGAUCAGCUGGGUGCAGGCCAUCGGGCUGAAGGAGUACGCCAACAACCUGCUGGACAACGGCGUCCACGGGGCGCUCAUCUCCCUGGACGAGACCUUCGACUACAACGCCAUGGCCCUCCUGCUGCAGAUCCCCAUGCAAAACACGCAGGCUCGAGCAGUGCUGGAGCGUGAGUACAACAGCCUGUUGGCCGUGGGGACGGACAGGAAGAUGGAGGAGCGUUCGCUCUCCUCUCUUCUCCUCUCGCAGGACGACGACAAGAACUUCCGGCGAGCCCCUUCCUGGAGGAAGAAGUUCCGUCCCAAAGACGUGCGGGGGAUGAACAUCGGCUCGGCCGACACGUUGCCCGCCAACUUCAGGAUGGCCAACAGCAGCGCUUCUUCCCCCGCCAUGCAGCCAAAGAAACUCCAGAUGGACGCAGCGCAGAUGCUGGACUCUGCCACGGUCAGGACCUACUCAUGCUAACCAGGCCUGCCAGCCCGGCCCAGCCUGAUGGGCACCAUGUUUAUGCUCAUUAUCUCUAUAGGUGAUGAGCUUGCCGAAGAGGUGGACCUCUCACCGAGCUGAGCUCUAAAUGGACGAGGACUCUUAACUAUAUCAUGGAAGAUGGCAUUUGCAAAUCUCCCCCGAUAGCCUCGAGAACAUAUUUUAGAUGUAAUGAUUAUUAUAUUUAUCUAAACCAGUGGGACAUUUCAUUUAUGUAGUUCUACUAUGUCUGUAUGUAAAAGUUUUAUUUUUGUUUGUCCCCCCAACAUCAUUUCUUUUGUUUGUCUAUAUCAUGCUUAACUCUUUCAGAUGUAACUGAAUGUAUCACAAGUCUGAAGUUUGUAUAUUUAUCUUACAAACGUUAUCUAAUCGUUUUAUUCUCACCUUGUUAUCGACCAGAUGUACUUUUUUUCCUUUCUACCCAUUCUUGUUUUUAAUCAAACUUAAGCUCAAGUGACUUUAUUGUGUGAUUUGAACUUCAUUUGUGUCACCCUUUUAGUUAUGGAUCAUAUCGCUGUUGAUCAUUUCUGUUUGUUUUUAAAAGUGGCUCUUUAGGUCAACUGUAUUAUGUGAAUAUCAGAACAGGUGCAAACCAUAGACUGAAACUUCCUCCUCAAACUGAUGAAAUGUGGACACUUGACAGUGGAGCAUGACACCCCACACACACACACACACACUCACUCCUCUAUCCCUCUGAACCCUGUUGGACAUUUCAUGUGAAACGGUUCGCCCCUUUCUUUGUACUUUUUUCCUGCUAAACCAAAAUGGAACUCUUGAAUAAGCCAUAAAUGGUAGCGACAAUGAGGGCUACUUUUUUCGGAGGCAUCUUUAUUUUUGGACAGAGGUGUUCCUGCCGAAAACCCAGGUUGUCCGGUGAUCCUCAUGUGCUGAAACUCUCCAUUCCUACCCCCUCCUUCCACACAAGAGACACGUGCGAAAGCAAACGCAUCUGGAUGAGUGUGUGCAUUUUGCACACCCAUGCGUGUGUGUGUGUGUGUCUGUGUGUGCAUUUUGCACACCUGCGUGUGUGUGUGUGUGUCUGUGUGUGCAUGUGUGUGUGUGUUGCGCUGAAUUGCUUUUCUCACAGGACCAACCCCACUGUGGCCUCAACUCCAACCACGUGCUGCCCUCCCCUUAAGAGGGCUUCAUGAUCCCACCCACGUCCACCCGCUCUACUCCUCCUUUAAUCAAGCCUUAUUGCUCUCUCUCUCUCUCUCUCUCGUUUGUCUUUUUUCUAUUUGCUGUCCAUCCUCAUUGUUGUUUCUCUCCUCGUCAUCGUGUAGACCUAUUUAGAAGUUGCCAUUUGUUUUUGCUCUUUCUCUUUUGGAUCAUCUUAAAGGCUGGAUGGUUUCUUUUUUUCCGUCAAGGAAAUGAAUAUUGUGAUCAGGUCCCUCUGAACUGUUUUGAGCAAAUAAUGUAGAGGAGCUGAAGAUGCCCUUUACCCUCCCAGAAAGUGCUGACAUGUUGGUAGUUUGUCAUUGUUCUUUGUGCUGUAGGAUUUAUGCACACUUCAAAUCAUGUUAGUCCUGUUUUUAAAUUGUCUCCCAUAUCGCGGUUUAAAAAUCUCCUGAUCUUGUAACAGAAAUUAUGUACAGUCUGAGUACUUAUGAACUAUUUUUAUCACAGUAUUAUUUAUUGCUUCCUUUCAAUAAAAUACUGAAACUUAUUUUCCACUGCCAAUAAAAAGACUAAGUCUUUGUGUUAAAAACAA
Messenger RNA from Alosa alosa (allis shad), 6547 nucleotides. RefSeq names its product liprin-alpha-1-like. Gene Ontology annotation, biological process: synapse organization. NCBI's taxonomy places the organism in Eukaryota, Metazoa, Chordata, Actinopteri, Clupeiformes, Clupeidae. The transcript is spliced from 34 exons. Gene Ontology annotation, cellular component: presynaptic active zone. The record is from RefSeq and is a predicted model, not a curated record. Gene Ontology annotation, molecular function: protein binding. The coding region runs from base 1033 to 4815 and encodes 1260 amino acids.